AUGUCGAAGGUUAAACCUGAUGCCAAUCCGCAGGUGAAGAAGAAAGCCAACAUGCCGCAGGUGAAGAAGAAAGCCAACAUACCACAGCAGAAGAAGAAUAAGAACCUACCAACAGAUUCAACUUCAGAAACAUUUGACUCACUCUACAAAGUAUUGAGUGUUGUAGAAGAAAAAUUCAACGAAAAGAAGAAGAAGAGGAAGGAGAAGAAGGAGAAGGAGAAGCAGGUUCAGGUUGAGGAGGAGAAGAUGGAGAUGGACAUGGGGAAGGAGAAGCAGGUUCAGGUUGAGGAAAAAUUCAAUGAAAAGAAGAAGGGGAGGAAGGAGAAGAUGGAGAAGGAGAAGCAGGUUCAGGUUGAGGAGGAAGGUAGUGAAGAGGCGGAAAGUGGAGAUGAGGAAGGUGCUGAAGAGGGGGAAAAUAGCAAGGUUUCUGUCAGAAGAAAUAUUUGA
Molecule: messenger RNA, 447 nt
Organism: Panicum virgatum (switchgrass)
Lineage: Eukaryota; Viridiplantae; Streptophyta; Magnoliopsida; Poales; Poaceae
Product: glutamic acid-rich protein-like
Exons: 2
Coding region: 1-447 (148 amino acids)
Source: RefSeq, a predicted model, not a curated record